Tarenaya hassleriana is the source of this 1972-nucleotide messenger RNA. RefSeq lists its product as uncharacterized. Lineage: Eukaryota; Viridiplantae; Streptophyta; Magnoliopsida; Brassicales; Cleomaceae. Gene Ontology annotation, cellular component: peroxisome. The record is from RefSeq and is a predicted model, not a curated record. Bases 437 to 1819 code for a protein of 460 amino acids. Gene Ontology annotation, molecular function: RNA nuclease activity. Gene Ontology annotation, biological process: regulation of gene expression. The transcript has 2 exons.
ACAAAUCCGAGGAAUAUUAUUAUUUAUAUACAAUCUUCGACCGUUCUUUCUUACUCGCAUCUUUCCGCUUCUUCUUAAAUUUUCCCGAGAAAAUCCGAGUACCAGAGGGAGAAACCCAUCAUCAACAACAAGUGAAAGUGUGCCCAUUUGCUUUGGUUAUUGCUGUGACAAUUAAUUUCUUUCGGGGAGGGUCUUCGAUCUUCUUCUAGAUCUGCGUUUUCUUCUCGCUCCUUCUGGUCACGGUAUUGUUCUUUUCCCUCUGUUGACAAGAAAACGAUCGAUUAUGAUCGGAAUUCAUCGAUUCUGAUCCAUUUUUGCACUUCACUUGCGGUGUAGUUCUGUUUGGAUGCCGAGAAAACUCUACAAGUUGAACUUUCUUGGUGUUCUUUCGUACAAUCCUUAGUGAGCAGCGUCUGAUGAUAAAGUCCGAAAAGUUAUGUCGAAUCCUGACGCAGAAUCUUCAGCGAAAACGGACGCCGUUCAGCCCAAUUCAGCCUCAUUACAGAACCGCUGUUCGGCCGGCGGUCCAGUGGCGAUUCUCUGGGACAUGGAGAACUGCCCUGUCCCGAGCGGUGUCCGUCCGGAAGAUGUUGCCGGCAACAUAAGAAUGGCCCUGAGACUGCAUCCUGCCAUAAACGGUGCUGUGGUUGCAUUCUCGGCUUACGGAGAUUUCAAUUCGUUUCCUCGUAGAGUUAGGGAAGGUUGCCAGAGAACGGGAGUGAAGCUUGUCGAUGUACCUAACGGGAGGAAAGACGCGGCCGAUAAGGCUAUCUUGGUCGACAUGUUCUUGUUUGCGCUCGAUAACCGGCCUCCCUCUUCCAUCGUGCUUAUAUCGGGAGAUGUCGAUUUUGCUCCGGCCCUUCACAUACUCGGCCAACGCGGAUACAAUGUGAUUCUAGUCGUACCUUCGGGCGUCGUUGUUAAUUCAGCUUUGUGUAAUGCCGGUAGGUUCGUUUGGAACUGGCAAAGCAUUGUUCGCGGUGAAGGCUUCGUUCCUCAGUCGAGGCUAUCUGAUAUGGCUAAGCACCUCAUCGGCAGGGAGGAUAACCCGAAUGGGAUGAAUGGAGAAGAAGAAGAAGAAGCGAUUCUGUAUAGAGGAAUCUCCCGGAACUGUUAUAACCCGAGAGAUUCCUCGACGGUCUUGCAGUCUCUUACCGAGCAUACUACCGCAUUGACUUGUCAUCCCACUGCUUUCCCGUCUUCUUACGACGAGCUUGAUCCCGCCAUGUGGGUCGCAGCACCUGGCGAUGUAAAUGGUCUGAAGGGACAACUGGUGAGACUUCUCGAACUUUCGGAUGGUUGUAUGUCGCUCUUGCGUGUUCCAUCCGUAUACCAGAAGCAUUUCGGUAAACCCCUUUACGUAUCGGAGUACGGAGCACUCAAGCUCGUGGAUCUUUUCAAGAAGAUGGGCGACGCCAUCGCGGUGGAUGGUAAAGGCAACAAAAGAUUUGUCUACCUUCGGAACUGGAAAGCAAACCCUAGCACUCCUCUCCUUGAGGAGGACAAGAAAGGGAAAGACGAGAGCUUGGAUGAUGACGGAGGAGCAGCCAUCAGAGGCGGCUCCUCGGCCAAGUUGUCUGAUGUGGACAGGAACUUGGAAGAGUUCAGGCAUGAGCUGCAACAGAUUCUAGUGAGCUACUCUUGUCGGAUAACAGUCGGCUCUUUUGAGGAAAAAUACCGACAGAGGUACAAGAAGCCAUUGGACUACCGAAAGCUCGGGGUCGAUCACUUGGAGAAGCUCCUGGACAAGGUCAGGGACGUUGUCAUCAUUUACAAAGAUCCUGCAACCGAGCAGAAGUUCAUCGAGCCCCUUUAUUAAAAUUCCCGAAACCGACCUAUAGACCAGACGGUGCAUUUUUUUCAGCCGUUCAAUCGUCCCGUCGUGGUGCAGACAGUCUCUGAGGAAGAAGAUAUGACAUGUUCCUCCAUGAACGAGCAUGUAAGCUCUUUAACAUCCUGCUACUGUAUAUUU